This is a messenger RNA of Urocitellus parryii (Arctic ground squirrel), 2654 nucleotides long. It is a transcript of the gene Tmem44, whose product is annotated as transmembrane protein 44. Gene Ontology annotation, molecular function: basic amino acid transmembrane transporter activity. The record is from RefSeq and is a predicted model, not a curated record. Lineage: Eukaryota; Metazoa; Chordata; Mammalia; Rodentia; Sciuridae.
GCGGGGCGCGCCCACCUCUGCCGCGGCGGCCGAGGGGGAACCUGGAGAAGGGUGCGCGGGCGGCGCCCGGGCUGCCCGCAGCGGAGGAGGCUGGAGCUCCGGCCGGGCGGUGCGCGCCGAGCGGUGCCAUGGGGGAGGCGCCCAGCCCCGCGCCCAGCCCCGCGCCCUCGCCUGCGCUCUGGGACUGGGACUACCUGGACCACUGCUUCGCCCGCCACCGCGUCUGCAUCUCCUUUGGCCUGUGGAUCUGCGCCUCCUCCUGCUGGAUCGCCGCCCACGCGCUGCUUCUUUACCUGAGAUGUACAAAGAAACAUGGGCAGGGUCAGUCCCCACUGUGCGCCGCCUGCUGCCUCCUGACCAGCCUGUGCGACACCGUUGGGGCGAUUCUGGCCAGACAGCUCACGAUCCAGGUUUUCAGUGGUGCCUACCUAGCGACUGUUGACUUAGCCAACUUCAUGUUCGUCCUCUUCCCAGUCUGUGGAUCCAAAUUCAAGUCUCAUUCGGGCCGACACACCAGAAAGAGGAAGAGGAGGAAGCGGCUCAGAGCUGGCAUAUUUGCCCUGGCUCUGCCACUGAGCCUGAGCCCAGGCUGGGCUCUCUGGGCUGCUGUUCCAAAGGCUUCAGCUCCAGUCCGGGGGCCCCAGCGGAGGCUGCUGGGAAGCCUGCUGCAGGAAAAUACCGAAGUCCUCGGCUACCUGCUGGGUGUCAUUGCUGCCUUGGGCGCCUGGGCCUCUCGGAUACCCCCACUCUCCAGAAUCUGCCAGGGGAAGUCAUUUUCCUACAUCCACCUGUGGACACGGCUGCUGUCCGCCCUGGCAGGCCUCCUCUACGCCUCAGCCAUCGUGGCCCAUGACCGGCAGCCCGAGUACCUGCUUCGGGCUACACCCUGGUUCCUGACCUCCCUUGGCCGUGCUGCUCUGGACCUUGCUAUCAUCUUCCUUUCGUGUGUGAUGAAGAGCAAGAUGAGGCAAGCCUUAGGAUUCUCCACAGAAGCCAGAGAGAGCCCCGACACCCAGGCCCUUCUGACCUGUGCAGAGGAGGAGGGAGAGAACCAGGAGGCCGGGACCAAGGACAAGACUUCAGAUUGGGUGCCACUCACUACCCUGUCACACUGCAAGUCACUGAAAUCGAUGGCAGCGAUCAGUCACUACAUGGAGCUGACCAUCGAGCCUAUACAGCAGGCAAGCUGUGGUGCCAUGAGACUACCUGGUGAUGGACAGACCAGCACAGGAGACGCGUCACUGCAAGAGCCCCCCUCGUACCCUCCCGUUCAGGUCAUCCGGGCCCGAGUGUCUUCCAGCAGUUCCUCUGAGGUGUCCUCCAUCAACUCAGACCUGGAGCAGAAGUAUUGGGAGGCCCUAAACUCGGAGCAGUGGGAUCCUGAAGAUGUCAACUUUGAAAGGAACAAUGACAACAUGGAGAUCUUCAGAUUCCAGGUGCCGAGGGGCUCUUUGACGACAGUAGACUUGACCUCUGCUGAUUAGUAUCUUCUAAAAACCAGUCCAUCAGCUCAAAGACCAGGAUGAGGCAUUCAUUAGUAAAACUGAGCAGAGAUCGACCUACAGUGACACCCAUAGCAGGAAUUUAAGCCACUGAAGAAGCUGCCCAGGGAAGUGAGGAACCUGGAGCUUAGCGUGGCUGGUCUACCUGGCUCAGAAUAAAACUAAGAUUGUGGGUUCUAUGGACAGACCUGGAUAUGCCAUUUGUUCUGAAGAUUAGAAGCUCACAGAUGGCUCCUGCUUUGUAAAGAUAAACCUUCAUCCAAAGGACAAUGGGCCCUCUUUUCCCGUCUUUCCUUUCCCUCUAUUCCCAUGAAAUGCAACUGUAAAUUCAGUAUCUGCUGGAUGCCAGGAAUGAGUUCACCUAACAAAUAGCUCAUGUGUUUGGACCUCAGCAGAGCCUGUCCUGCAAGCCCUGGCUUCUGCCCUCCAGUAUCUGCUGGAAGUUAUCCAUAGGACUGCUUGGUCAACCAAGUAUCUGUGAGAUCAGUGGUAUGGCAAGCACAAGCAAAGCCAGUUGCUCUAAGCAAGAGGACUUCCUCCAGCCUGGCAACACGUGUGCGGAGGCAGGGUUUACAGGUGAGGGGCACUGUGUGCUUUAGGAGGUCACUGAGAGCAUACAGAGGGUAAUAGGUAUGCUGGAACAUGUUAAUUCAAGCAUAGUAACCCCAUUUGAAGAUGAUUGGUAGGUGGUCACAUGUGAGGGGAAGGGAGAAGGGAAUGGGGCUAAGGUCGGAACAAUCACUAGAGUGAAUAAAAUUUAACUGAGUGAAUCAAAGCAUCUCACACUGGAAUAUAGUGGUAAGUCAGAAUCCCAGCAGAGCCACAGAAGUCUGCCAUGAGGGGGACUGGGAUAAAUGCCAAGAAACACAGCUCUGCUGCUGGCUGGCUCACAGUGACCUGUGACUCAGCUGCAGCUGCCCAGUUUCUCCUAAGGGCAUGUGCAAGUCCCGGCAGCAUGAGGAAGGGGGUGCUGGGAAAGUGGGUUGGUUCCACAGGUCUCUGCAUAGAUCCUAAUCCCCUGGGUGACCUCUGAACUAGCAGAAAACUCCAAGCUACUUAUUCCAUUUAUCUGCUUUGGGUUCCUGGUUGUCUUAUAAAAGAAYGAUUGCUAAAGGCAACUUUGUUUUGUGGUCUUAGCCAAUGCAGCUGUAC